This is a messenger RNA of Papaver somniferum (opium poppy), 3219 nucleotides long. RefSeq names its product probable leucine-rich repeat receptor-like serine/threonine-protein kinase At3g14840. Gene Ontology annotation, biological process: protein phosphorylation. Gene Ontology annotation, molecular function: ATP binding; protein binding; protein kinase activity. The coding region runs from base 1 to 2922 and encodes 973 amino acids. Lineage: Eukaryota; Viridiplantae; Streptophyta; Magnoliopsida; Ranunculales; Papaveraceae. The record is from RefSeq and is a predicted model, not a curated record. The transcript has 23 exons.
AUGAAGACCCGGUCAACUCCAGGUACAGGUACCGGGUUCAUAAGAAACCCGGACUGUACCGUCCCAUUUGCAGCUAUAAUUAUUGGUGAUGGGAAUUUAUGUGGAUGGGAAAUAGGAAAAGUAGGACAACUUGAGAGACGAAAUUUACCAGGCGUUUUACCUCCAGAGCUUGUCAAGCUUCCCUACCUCGAAGUACUUGACCUUACUCUUAACUAUCUCAGCGGUACAAUCCCUAAAUCAUGGGGUUCAAUGAAAUUGAUAAAAAUAUGUCUCAUUGGGAAUCGAUUAUCUGGUUCAAUCCCGGAAGAGAUAGGAAAUAUCACUACCCUAAAGGAUUUUUGGUUGGACUACAAUCAAUUCUCUGGGCCUCUUCCUCAAACACUUGGAAAUAUCGUAGGCAUAAAUCGAAUAUGGUUAACGUCCAACAAUUUUACUGGGGAAUUGCCACAGACAUUUUCUAAGCUGACCAACUUGACGGACGUACGGAUAAGUGAUAAUCAACUUAGUGGAAAGAUACCUAGCUUUAUAAAGAAUUGGACGAACCUUACGAAAUUAGAAAUGCAGGCAAGCGGUUUUGAAGGGCCAAUUCCAUCAGGCAUUUCUGUCUUGGAAAAAUUAUCUACACUGAAAAUAAGUGACUUAAAGGGUACAGAAGGUUCUUUUCCACCACUUAAUAACCUGAAAAGCCUGAAGUACCUAAUUCUAAGGAGUUGCAAUAUCAACGGCACAUUGCCUGACUACCUUGGCAAUAUGACAAGCCUUAAGGGCUUAGAUCUCAGCUUUAACAACCUUUCAGGAAAAUUUCCAAACACCUUUGCUCGCCUUGCAGAGGUUAAUGAUUUCAUGUACCUAACUGGCAACUUUCUGAAUGGCCCUUUACCGAAUUGGAUGCGUAAUGGAAAAGUACAAAACAUUGAUCUUUCAUACAACAAUUUUACACUGGAGAAUUCACAGGGUUGUCAAUAUCGGACCACUAUAAAUUUAUUUGGAACCUCUUCAAUGAGAAACAACUCUACUGGCGUACCUCCAUGCUUGAAGAACAGUCUUUUUUGCCAACCGAGCCGUCGUUCAUUCAAUAUAAAUUGUGGCGGAGGAGAAUAUGUUUAUAAGGACGGAAACGGUAUUAAUACGACAUAUGAUGCUGAUAAGGAUCCAGGUGGUGCUUCAGAGUUUCACCAAAGCAAUAAUUGGGCAUUCAGUAGCACUGGCGAUUUCAUGGACAACAGUGAUGGGGACACUUAUACAAUUGAUAGUGCAAAUACAUCACUCUCAAUGGCUGAUCCAGAAUUAUACUUGACAGCACGCAUAUCCCCCCUCUCUCUAACUUAUUAUGGGUUUUGUUUGGUUAAUGGUAAUUAUGUUGUGAAACUCCACUUUGCCGAGACAAUACUUUAUACUAAUGACUCAUUUGAUAGUCUUGGGAGGCGCGUAUUUGAUGUCUACGUUCAGGGAAACCUAGAGUUGAAAGAUUUUGAUAUUGUGAAAGCAGUGGGUGGGGCUGGUAAGGUGCACAUUGAAAGUUUACCUGCAGUUGUGACUAGUAAUACCUUGGAAAUUCGGUUCUACUGGGCUGGCAAAGGCACACAAAGGGUCCCUAAGAACGGAAUCUAUGGUCCUCUUGUUUCAGCUAUUUCUGUACUAAAUACUGAUGUAGUACCUCGUGGAAAAAAGAUCGGUGUUGUGGUGGGCAUUAUUGUCGCUUCUGUAUUAUGUCUUGUGUGCAGUAUUUUGGGUGCUCUCUGGUGGAAGGGUUAUUUGGGAAGAAAAAAUGAGAUCGAUGAAGAGCUGAGAGGUUUGGACCUAAACACUAAUUCCUUCACGUUAAGACAAAUAAAAGCUGCCACAAGCAACUUUGCUGCUGAAAACAAGAUUGGUGAAGGUGGCUUUGGACCCGUUUAUAAGGGUCAUCUUUUAGAUGGCACGACAAUUGCUGUUAAACAACUAUCUUCCAAAUCUAAGCAAGGAAAUCGUGAAUUUGUGAACGAGAUUGGAAUGAUUUCUGCCCUACAACAUCCCAACCUUACAAGGCUUUAUGGAUGUUGUAUCGAAGGAAAUCAGUUACUUCUCAUAUACGAAUACAUGGAAAACAAUAGUCUUUCGCGUGCUUUAUUUGGGGAAGAAGAGGUCCAAUUGAAGCUUGAUUGGCCAACAAGACACAAGAUUUGUGUGGGUAUAGCCAGGGGCCUAACUUAUCUACACGAAGAAUCAAGACUGAAGAUUGUUCACAGAGACAUUAAGGGUACCAAUGUACUUCUUGAUAAGGAUCUUAACCCAAAGAUUUCUGACUUUGGUUUGGCAAAACUUGAUGAGGAGGAUAACACCCAUAUUAGCACUCGAAUUGCGGGCACUCGUGGCUACAUGGCACCAGAGUAUGCAUUGAGAGGCUAUUUGACAGAUAAAGCAGAUGUUUACAGUUUUGGAGUUGUUGCAUUAGAAAUUGUCAGUGGGAAAAGCAAUACAAGUUACAUGCUAAAAGAAGCAGAUUGUGUUUAUCUUCUUGACUGGGCUUUGAUUCUUCAAGAAAAUGGAAAUUUGAUGGAUCUGGUUGAUCCAAAGUUGGAAUCCGAAUUCGAUGAGGAAGAGGUUCUGCUGAUGAUUAAUAUAACUCUGACAUGCACCGACACAUCUCCAACACGAAGACCCAAAAUGUCUUCGGUAGUCAGCAUGCUUGAAAGACGGACUCCUCUUGAUAAACUUGUUUCGAAUCCAAUAAGGGAAUCUAGAGAUGAUUUGAAGUUGAAAGCUAUUAGAGACUAUCAUGAGCAAAACCAUGGCGAAAGCAUGACAGAUCACAGCCAAGCACAGAGUAAUUCAAAGGAUUUCAAAUACUCAGAGUCAUCAACAUCUGCUGUUGAUCUUUAUCCGCUCGUUAUGGAUUCAGAGUACUGGAAUAACAGAGAGCGCUCGGAGACUUGUGUUUGAACAUAUUUGAACCAUUAGGUUGUAUGCGUACAUUAAGACCUAGGCACCUAGCUAUUACACAUCAUGUAAUAAAUAUAUUCAAGUGUAUAAUCAUAUGAAACAACUUGUGUCAAAGUGAAGUUAGUUAUUGAGACAGAUUGCCUUAGCUUGGUUGAAGCCAUCAAGAGAGAAAGCUCGAAUCUGCCUUGCGAGCUGGGAGUAUAGAGGCAUAGUUGAAGACAUUGCUUUUCUGUUAAGCUCAAUUUUUUUUUUGAAGCACUGUUAAGCUCAAUAAAUGAACAGUCGGAGUUGAAAGCC